Molecule: messenger RNA, 930 nt
Organism: Aureobasidium musti
Lineage: Eukaryota; Fungi; Ascomycota; Dothideomycetes; Dothideales; Saccotheciaceae
Source: the annotation of a GenBank genome assembly
AUGGCCAGUCCAUCAGUAGCCGAGCCCUUCCCAAUCUUCUUGGUUGCUGGCCGCUACACGCUUUACGACGUUAACACCGUCAGCCAUGCGCGCCGUGUACACAACAUCACUGGUGUUUUGAUCGGCGGCUUGCCUCAAGCACCCCAACAGAACGUCUUCUUAGGUAUCCCUUUGGAGCUCAUGCCUGAAGAAGCACGACUGUUGGUGGAGAAAGGUGUCGCAUACAUUGUCGACGAUGCUGCUGCUCACAAGCAAGCAUUCGUGCAAGGUGCUUUAAGUAAAGAGGAGAAGGAAAAGUUCCUGCGUAGCUUGAAAAAGCAAGGCAGCGAUGCAACAAGGAUGCAAACCAAGAGUGCCGACGACAGAAAGAUUGCAGCAUUGAAGAAGGUUGCCGCUAAGAACGCUGCCCUUGCUGCAAAGCUUGAAAAAGAGCGUUCUGAGGCUGCUGCUGCUGGCGAGACUGUCGCUGGAGACGAUGAAGAAUCGCUCUUUAGUCCCGCACCCAGUGCACCUUCCAUUGCUCCUUCUGAGGCAUCUGUCGCGUCAUCUUCUGCUUCAACGAUGAAGAUUACACCUACAACCUCACAUCCUCCUCUAACAUCAUCAACGUCCUCAUCACCUUUACCCCUGCCUGAGGUCCCCGUUUCUUACCCUCUGUUCAAACACCUCCACUCCAAGGGCUACUUUAUGGCCCCUGGUAUCAGGUUCGGCUGCAAAUACACAGCCUACCCUGGCGAUCCGUUGCGCUUCCACAGUCAUUUCCUGUGCGAUGGCAUGGAUUGGGAUCAAGAGUUUGAUCUGUUGACAUUGGUUGGAGGUGGUCGUCUGGGCACUGGUGUCAAGAAAGGGUUCCUCAUUGGCGGCACCGAGGACAAGGAGCAAGGCGAGGACCAAGUCAGAGCUUUCUGUGUUGAGUGGGCUGGCAUGUAA